Messenger RNA from Saccostrea cuccullata (small rock oyster), 562 nucleotides. Its product is annotated as complement C1q-like protein 2. NCBI's taxonomy places the organism in Eukaryota, Metazoa, Mollusca, Bivalvia, Ostreida, Ostreidae. The transcript has a single exon. The record is from RefSeq and is a predicted model, not a curated record. The annotation marks the transcript as partial. Gene Ontology annotation, molecular function: protein binding.
GGACACCCCGUGUGGCGUUUACAUCUCAGAUCAGCUUAGAGGGCGCCAUGUCUGACGUCAAGAGGAACCAGACGAUCGUGUUCGAUUUAGUAGAGUAUAACUUAGGACGAGGCUAUGACCCUACGACCGGGAAAUUCAAAUGUGAAGUUUCUGGAACUUACGUGUUUUUCUUCAACAUCUUGACCAGGCCACAUAUGAGGCUAGGGGUGGAUCUAACAAUUAAUGGAGAAACAAGGUCCGCUUGUGCUUAUUCUGGUGCGGAUCCAAACUUUAGUGUCAAUGGAAGUAACAUGGUCGUUGUACAUUUGAACAAAGGAGAUGAGGUUUGGGUCCGGGCCCACAAAAGCCGAGAUCCGCCACCCGGUGUUAUGUUGUCGAGUUUUGCAAACAGUUUUGCUGGCUUCCUAUUGUAUGCAGAUAUGCAGCUUGAUGGAUGAUCUGUUUUUAAUGACAUCAUUAUCUGUCAAAAUGCUCUUCUUCUCCAAUAAUGAAAUCAUUAUGACUGUUGUAAAUACCGUCUCAUGUAUACAUAAUAUAAACAAAUACAUUAUCAGAACAUUUA